Molecule: messenger RNA, 2239 nt
Organism: Salvelinus fontinalis (brook trout)
Lineage: Eukaryota; Metazoa; Chordata; Actinopteri; Salmoniformes; Salmonidae
Product: titin-like
Exons: 4
Coding region: 291-1532 (413 amino acids)
Molecular function (GO): protein binding
Source: RefSeq, a predicted model, not a curated record
UGUAGUUUUUUUUCUUCUUGAUUUCAGAAAAACCCAGCCCACCACAAACCAUCGAAGUCACCGAGAUCACCAAGGAAAGUGUGUCCCUGUCAUGGAUCAAGCCCGAGAAUGACGGAGGUAGCAGAAUCACCAGUUAUCGAGUCGAUGCUCUCGAGAACGGUCAGGAUAAAUGGGUGAAGUGUGGCGUCACCAAGACCGUCCACUUUGUGGUGUACGACCUGAAGGAAGCUACUCAAUACUUUUUCAGAGUUCGUGCUGAAAACCACGCUGGAUUCAGUGACCCUACAGAAAUGACUCUCCCUGUGUUAGUUAAAGGGCAACUUGAACCUCCUGAGAUGAACAUGAACAAGUUCCCUGACAAUAUAGUUUACGUCCGAGCGGGAUCAAACCUGAAAUGCCAGAUCCCACUUACUGGGAAACCUGCGCCAAAGAUAUCUCUUUCGAAGGACGACGUGGUGUUGAAGUCAACGAUGAGAUUCAACUCUGAAGUAACUCCUGAAUAUCUGAUCAUCAGUCUUCGUGAGAGCGCUGCUACUGAUUCCGGAAGGUAUGACAUAUGUGCCUCCAACACCAGCGGAGCCUCCAGGUCUUUUGUGACCAUUGUGGUCCUGGACAGACCCGGCGCCCCAGUUGGUCCAAUUGGAAUGUCUGAGGUGACAGAGGACAGUGUGAGUCUGACGUGGCUUCCUCCUCGUUAUGACGGCGGAAGCCCCGUCACAAACUACAUAAUAAUGAAACGAGAAACGACAAACGCCGACUGGACUGAAGUCUCCUCGGUCGUUGUGAAAUGCGCGAUGAAAAUCAUGAAGCUCGUAACAGGACUGGUGUACCAGUUCAGAAUCAGGGCUGAAAAUCGCUACGGCAUCAGUGAGUACGUCGACUCUGCAACCGUCAAAGUGGAUCUCAACUACACCGUCCCCGAAUCUCCGUCACCCCCUAUCGUUACGUCUGUAACCAGAGAAAGCAUCGCCGUCGCCUGGACGGAGCCGGACUGGAAUGGAGGAAGACCACUAAUUGGAUAUCACCUUCAGAUGAAGGACAAGAACAGCAUUCUGUGGCAGACGGUGAACAAAACCGUUAUCCGUGCCACACACUUCAAAGUGACAAACGUCAUCGUCGCUGGUCUCGUCUACGAGUUCAAGGUAGCAGCAGAAAACUCCGCUGGAUGCAGUCCCCUUAGCAGGAUCUCAGACGCUGUCCUGGCGAUUGAUGCUUGUGAGCCUCCAACCAACGUCCGGAUCACCCACAUCAGAAAGACUUCCAUCAGACUGGAAUGGCUGAAGCCUUCAUACGAUGGUGGAAGCAAGGUCACAGGAUACCUGAUUGAGAAGAAAGAGGGCGAAAGAGACAGGUGGACGAAGGCCAAUUUAACCAACGUUUCUGACACACACUAUACGGUGACAGACCUGGACGAGUGUGUGGUUUAUGAAUUCAGAGUCGUGGCCAAGAACGCAGCCGGGUCAGUCAGCGAUCCGUCCGCCACUGCCGGCCCGGCGAUGUGCGUGGACACGGACGCUUACGAAGAAGAUUAGAUGGGUUUUAUUUUUGAGAUAGUUGAUUUUGUUUUCAUUGUCAGAUGCUAUGCUAGUAUUGUUGUGAAAGUGGUGGAAGUUGUUAAAAUUGCAGUUAGUUUUUUUUCUUUAAAAGUUGAGAUUUAAAAAUUAAAAAUUGAUGUGGUUACUGAAAUAGCUAUAUGUUUUGAUUGGUAGAAGAUAUUUCUGUUUUGAUAGCUGAUUUUAAUAGCAGAGUAGGUUUGAUAUGCUCCUAUAAUUGUCUUGACUUGUUGGGGUCAAAAUCGUUGAUUUGUGUGUGCAAUCACAGUGUUUAUGGUGGAUAGAAGGUUGGGGUGUCAUCGCUUGUUUAUUCAUGUUUUUUGGGAGUUUUAGAACGUUGAAGAAAAUCCCAUGAAAAGAUAUUGAUCAGCCCGUGUGGACUGUUUGCACAUUUUUACAUUUGAUUGGUGUUGAUAGCUUUAACGGUUUUAAAGAGAAGAAAUCAAAAAGGCAGAAGUGUGUGUGUGUGUCAGAUAACAGUAGUGGCGUUACCUCUACUCUCUCGGCAGGUAGCUUAACGCUCCAGUAACCGAAAGGUUGCUAGAUUGAAUCCCCCGAGCUGACAAGGUUAAAAAUCUGUCGUUCUGCCCCCUGAACAAGACAGUUAACCCACUGUUCCCCCGGUAGGCCGUCAUUAUAAAUCAUAUUUUUUUCUUAACUGACUUGCCUAGUUAAAUAAAGGUUUA